Paramecium sonneborni is the source of this 431-nucleotide messenger RNA. Lineage: Eukaryota; Ciliophora; Oligohymenophorea; Peniculida; Parameciidae. The record is from the annotation of a GenBank genome assembly.
AUUUAAUUACUGAUGAUUUUAUAGAAGAAAUUCUGUAUUUAUUAAAACAUACUAAGAUACAUUAAAAAAGGAACAAAAAAGACUAAGAGAGAUUAAAUAACUUUAUACUAAAGAAUUUUCAGCGAAAACAGAGUUAUAUAAUAUUUUGAGGUAGUGCAUUGAAGAUAUUAAGGAGGAAAUAAUUUAAGUAAGAAGUGAUGAGAGGAUUAUGAAAAAGAACAAAAAUAAGUAAGAAAAUUAUAUUAAGACUAAGUAAUGAAGAGGCUAAGAUGGAGAAGGAAGAUAGAGUAAAAUUGAUUGAAAAUCUAUUAAAACAUGAGAGAGUAAUUGAAGUUAUCAGCGAUAAGAUAUUUUAUGAUAAAAAGAACUAUGAUGAAACACUUUUGUAAUAAUAAUAUGAAGAGACAAAUUAUAAUGACGAAUAAUAUUGA